Oncorhynchus kisutch (coho salmon) is the source of this 465-nucleotide messenger RNA. Its product is annotated as zinc finger SWIM domain-containing protein 7-like. The coding region runs from base 1 to 465 and encodes 154 amino acids. Gene Ontology annotation, molecular function: zinc ion binding. Lineage: Eukaryota; Metazoa; Chordata; Actinopteri; Salmoniformes; Salmonidae. Gene Ontology annotation, biological process: double-strand break repair via homologous recombination. The transcript is spliced from 7 exons. The record is from RefSeq and is a predicted model, not a curated record. Gene Ontology annotation, cellular component: Shu complex.
AUGGAUGCCUUUAUUUUUUUACCUGCGGUGUCCGAACAAAUCUUCAAAGACAUACAGAAGACAGAAGAGAAAACUCUAAUUGCUGAUGAUCUGCUCAUUGCGAUAAGAUUUGUGUUUGGCUCCUGUGCCCUGCAGGCCCUGGACCUGGUGGACCAGCGCUCUGUCACCUGUGUCUCAUCCUCCAGUGGAUGGACAGCAUAUCAGGUGGGCUCAGGGACAGGCAGAUGGUGCACCUGCUACACCUCCUGUCACUACUGCCCCUGCCCAGCCUUCACUUACACCGUGCUCAAGAAGAACGAGAGCCUGCUGUGUAAGCAUAUCCUGAUGGCUUACCUCAGUCAUGCCAUGGGACUGUCCCAGCAGGACAGUAGAACUCAAUCCAACAGGUCACUGAAACAAACUCAAAGCCUUGCAGAACCAUCUAAGACCAAGCUGCUAAAGCACAUCCUGGGGAAAGAUGUUUAA